GGGCGACGCUGGUGCAUGAGAUGAGUCCCAGCUACGGGUGGAGCAACUUCACGGCCCUGGCCCUGGGCGUCUGGGCCGUGGCCAAUCCCGAGUCCGUCGACGCCAUCACCAUGUUCCUCGCCGGGCUUGUCCUCUCCAUGGCCUCCGACCCGGUGUCACUAGGCCUCACCUACCACGUCUACUCGCAAGCGCCCGCGGUGCGAUUCAGCUGCGGGGUCGCCAUCCUGUCGCUCAUUGUCAAGCCCGUGUCCAUCUACUUUGUCUACUGCAUGUACCGGGAGAGAGGAGGUCAGAUCGAGGUCACCAUCAGAGGCCUCUCUCCCCCCACGAGGCGUGCUGACUAUGAGCCCAUCGCUGACUCCGAUGCCCCCCACCUCCUGGGGGGCAGCCCCCCACCUCCCCUGGCUGCUUCAGGCUCCCCCCACCAAUUUGCCCCCCCCCACCAAUUUGCCCCCCCCCACCAAUUUGCCCCCCCCACCACUCUGGCCCCCUCCCCGCAGUACUGAUCGACAGCCAUUCAACAACAACAACAACAAACCACAACAACAACAA
Molecule: messenger RNA, 552 nt
Organism: Petromyzon marinus (sea lamprey)
Lineage: Eukaryota; Metazoa; Chordata; Hyperoartia; Petromyzontiformes; Petromyzontidae
Source: RefSeq, a predicted model, not a curated record